Saprolegnia diclina VS20 is the source of this 6899-nucleotide messenger RNA. RefSeq lists its product as hypothetical. The record is from RefSeq and is a predicted model, not a curated record. Gene Ontology annotation, molecular function: calcium ion binding; microtubule binding. Lineage: Eukaryota; Oomycota; Saprolegniomycetes; Saprolegniales; Saprolegniaceae. The transcript is spliced from 24 exons. The coding region runs from base 1 to 6846 and encodes 2281 amino acids.
AUGGGCAACGUCGUGGGCCUGACGGCGGUCCCGGCCGCGGACUCGAACCCGCCAAGCUACUCGGCGACGCUCAUCGAGGCCAUCACGCCCUUUGACAAUCUCUCGAUCGAAGAGAUUGAGGCGUACUGGCGCAGCUUCUACGAGCACGCCCACGGCUUUGCGCUCUCCAAGCACGACUUUGGCGCGAUCUGCAUCGACGUGGCUGUGCACCUCGGUCACUCGCCCGUCCAGAUUGCGCAGAAAGCUGACGUGCUCUUCGACGUGCUUACGCUCGACUCGCCGUUCAAGCUCCUUGAUGCACUUGAGUUCCUAGCGAGCAUCAUCUUCAUCUCGACGGCGCCGAUCCAAGACAAGGUCGAGCUCGUCUUUGAUAGCUGGGACAUGUCGGAAGACGGCGCGCUCGACAUUGACGAGUUUACCAUUUCCCUCAAGUCGACGCUCAUGGGGCUCGGCAAGAUUGUCGUCUCCAAGGCCAACGACAAGACCGUCGACUUGCUGGAGGACGAUGAAGUUCGGCGCAUUGCCGAGAUGACGUUCCGCGAUAUGCUGCACAUUCCGCCGUCGACCAUGAUCCAGUCGACGAUGGUCAUCACAUGCGACGUCUUUCGGAGCUACUGUUUGACCAACAACGACGCGCGCAGCCUCUUUGAUGUCUUUGACGGCGCCACACGGCACAUGGACCCCGAAGCCGCCAUUGAAAAAGCGAGCGACGCUGACCACGGAGACGAGUUUAUGGCCGUCAAGCCGUGGGAAGGCGCCAUCAUUCCGCCGACAAAUCCGCCGCCCAUCGACUCGAGCGCCCCGACAGUCGACCUCUCACUCGAGUGGAUCUUUGGCUACUCAGCCCAGGACGCCUACGCGCGCAACAACGUCCGAUACCUCAAGAGCGGCGACAUUGCGUACCCGGCGGCGAGCGUCGUCGUGCUGCUCGAGAAGGCAGGGCCUCGCCAGCAGCACAUCAUUGCGCACACGGACGACAUCUUGUCCUUUGCCUUGCACCCGAAUCGCUCGAUUGGGGCGACGGGCGAGACGGGGAAGACACCGAAGCUCAUUGUGUGGGACGCGGCCUCGGUCAGCGUGCUCUCGACCCACCGCGGGUAUCACAAGCGAGGGAUCAUCCAGCUCGCGUUCUCGUCCUCUGGGAACCACCUCGCUUCGCUGGGGGCAGACGACGACCACAGUUUGGGCGUCUACUCGACCACCGACCAGUGGAAGUCGGGAGCGUUGACGUGGUUUUCCAAGGGCAACAAGGCCGCGCCGCUCGACGUCUCGUGGCACCCGAUCAAUGACUUCGUCUUUGCGAGCGUUGGCGUCAAAUACCUCGAAGUCUGGACCUGCAACGUAUCGCCCAAGACCGUCGCCAAGGCCAAAGGGAUCUUUGGAAAGACCGGCACGGUCCAGGGCAUUCUGGCCGCCGUGUGGCUCAACACUGACAGCGGGUACCUUCUCGUGACGGGAACGCAAGAUGGCUCGCUGUACAUCUUUCAGCCGCCCGAGCUCCAGACGGUGAUUCCUAAAGCCCAUGCAGGCCCGGUUCAGAGCCUGUACUUGCUGGACAAGACUCUCGUGAGUGGCGGCAAGGACGGCGUUGUACGCAUCUGGGCACCGGACAAAGCAGGGUCUCUCACAAGCACGCAGUCCUUCGACAUCAAGGCCCUUGCCAGUCGCGCUGGUAGCAUUCAGAGUGUCUGUCUCUCCAACGACCUCACGACUGUUCUCCUUGGAACCCAAGCUUCGGACAUUUUUGAAAUCAACUUGAAGACCAAAGCCAUUUCACCUGCGCUCCUGUCGGGGCACCACGCUGAUGAGCUCUGGGGCUUGGCCGCCCACCCGACGCGGCAAGAGUGCGCAACUGUCGGUGACGAUCAGUUCUUGUGCGUGUGGGACUUGGUCAAGAAGAAGCAACUUCGACGGCUCAAGCUCGACUGCCUCGCGCGCGCCGUCGCGUACUCGCCGGACGGCAAGUACAUUGCCGUUGGUCUCGGCGGGCAGCUGCCGGGGCGAGAGAAGGUCAACAAACACCCGAAGAACGGCGCUGUUCUCGUCGUCUACGAGGGCGAUCUGACCAAGGUCGUCGAGCGCAACGACGCGAAAAAGUGGAUCUCGGACAUUACGUACUCGCCGUGCGGCAAGUACCUCGCGCUUGGGAGCCACGACAAUAGCAUCGUGCUGUACGACGCACUCAACCAGUACACCAAGAAGCACGCGUUCAAGAAGCACAGCAGCUUUAUCACGCGCAUCGACUUCUCCGCCGAUAGCUCCUACUACCAGAGCACGUCCGGCGCCUACGAGCUCCUCUUUGCCGACGCCAAGACGGGCAAGCAAGUCACGCGUGCAUCAGCGCUCAAGGAUGAGCAGUGGAGCUCCUGGACUUGUCCGCUGGGCUGGCCCGUUCAAGGCAUUUGGCCACCGGACAGCGACGGGUCGGACGUCAACGGUGUUGCGCGGUCGCAUGCCGGUACGCUUCUAGCAACGGGCGAUGACUUUGGCAAGGUCAAGCUCUUUCGGUAUCCGUGCGCCAAGAAGCAUGCCGGCUUUGCGACGCUCAACGGCCACUCUUCGCACGUGACCAACGUGGCGUGGUCGACCAGCGACGAGUACUUGCUCUCGACGGGCGGCGGCGACCGCUGCCUCUUUCUUUGGAAACACGACGUGCAGAAAAUCAAGGGCUCGAGAGCAUCCACCUCGCCUGUGCGGUCGCCCAUCAAGGGCCACGAAGACGACGUCGAUAUGGACCUCGUCCGCGGCUCGGAAGGCGACGAGUUCAUGGCGGUCAAGCCCUGGAUCGGCGCCAUCGUGCCGCCCUCUAAGCUACCAGUGGUCGACAACACGCAGCCGCCGUCGACGACGUUGCAACUUGCCCACGCCUAUGGCUACCAAGCGCAGGCGGCGUCCAACAACGUUCGUUUUCUCUCCAACGGUCGGAUCGUGUACCACGUCGCCGCCCUCGGCGUUGUCUACGACAGCUCGACCAACACGCAGACCUUCUUCGAGGGGCACGACGAUGACAUUGUGUGUCUCGCGCUCCACCCCAAUGGCAGCUGCGUCGCAACCGGUCAAAUGGGCAAACCGCCGACGAUCCAUGUGUGGGAGCUCACGAGCGCCAAGGCGGAAAAGGCCACCGAAAAGUGCAUCAGCCUCGCCUCUCUCAAAGGCUUUCACAAGCGCGCUGUACCGGCACUGGCAUUUUCGACGGACGGAUCCAAACUGUGCUCGAUCGGGAACGACGACGACCAUAGCUUGGCUAUCUACAAGUGGAAAGAAGGGGUCAUCGUGGCGUCGGGCAAAGGCGAGCGCAACAAGGUGGUUGGUGUGCUGCACCACCCAGGCACGAACGAGUGGGUCUCGUUUGGAGACAAGCACCUCACACACUGGACCGAGCAAGGCCGCAACAUCACGGGCAAGAAGGCGAUUUUGGGCAAGCACGGUACCCCGCAGCUCUUCCACUGUGCGUGCAUGAUCCCAAAUGCAACGGGGACCAACUCGGCCCCGACGCGCACUGUCGUCGGCACACAGGGGGGUGACAUCUACUGCUUUGAGAACAAACAUCUAAUCAAGGUCCUGUCUGGGCACAAGGGCCCCGUGUUUGCCGUCGCAGUCUCCCCCUCCAAGCCCGAGUGGGUCAGCGGUGCCAAGGACGGCAAAGUCAUCAUAUGGGACGUGCACUUGGCGCAAAUCUCGUCGUUCGAAGUGGCGCCGCCGCUGACCAAGCUCUUCAACCUCUCGACCGAGACGGCCAAGCUCAUGCAAGCCAGCUUUGGCGUGCGCAGCGUGUGCUUCAACAGCACCAACACGCGCCUCCUCCUCGGCACGUACGGCAGCGACAUUGUGCAGUUUGACCGCACGGGCGCCAAGGCCACGGUGGUGACGCAAGGCCACUAUCAAGACGAAUUGUGGGGUCUCGCGGUUCACCCGGACAUGACCAAGCACGAGUUUUGCACCGUCGGCGACGACAAGACGCUGCGGGUGUGGGACGCUGUGCACAAAAUGCAGCUCCGCGUCAAGGCCUUUGAGUGCAUCGCGCGCUCGUGCGCGUACUCGAAUGCGGCGCCCUACUGGAUCGCUGUCGGUCUCGGCGGACGCAUCGAGGCUGGUCGCAAGCACCCCAAGUACGGCACACUAAUUGUCGUCAAAGACGACGAGACGUUCGCCAUGGUCUUUGAAGAUAAGCCGUCGAAAGAGUGGCUCUCGGAGAUCAAGUUUUCGCCCAACAACACGAUGAUAGCCGUCGGGUCGCACGACACGAGCAUCUAUCUCUACGCGAUCAAGGGCAGCUCGAUCGUCAAGACGGGCGUCUUCCGCAAGCAUACGAGCUACAUCACACACUUUGACUUUUCCAGCGACUCGAAAUACCUCCAGAGCAACUGCGGCGCGUACGAGCUCCUCUUUUCGGAUCCGUCCAGCGCCAAGCACUUGACGUCGGCCAAGAGUCUGCGUGACGUCGCGUGGGAGACGUGGACGUGCACACUCGGGUGGCCUGUCCAAGGCAUUUGGCCGCCGUGUGCCGACGGCACCGACAUCAACGCCGUCCAUCGGUCGUCCAACAUGCAGCUUUUGGCGACAGGCGACGACUUUGGCAAGGUCAAGCUCUUUCGAUAUCCGUGCGUCGCCAAGCACAGCGUCGCCUACGCGUACUCUGGCCACUCGUCGCACGUGACGAGCGUCCGCUGGCUGCACAACGAUACGCAUGUCGUGAGCACUGGCGGCCUCGAUCGGUCGAUAUUGCAGUGGCACCACGAGACGGGCGCCGAAGAAGACACCGCGAUCGACGUCGGCAAGACGUCCCCGUCCAAAGCCUCGCUUGCGACCGCCUUGUCCAACGCCGGUGCCACCGAGGGCGACGACGAAGACGACCUUGGGCUCCCCAAGACCUCAGUGCCAGUCGCGUUUCCCGCCGAAGGGGGCGGCGACGAGUUUAUGGCUGUCAAGCCGUGGAUCGGCGCUAUCUGUGCGCCGAGCAACCCGCCCAAAGAGAACCCACGCGCCCCCGACAUCCAACUACGGCUCGAGUGGGUCUAUGGCUACCAAGCCGACUUGGCGCGCAACAACUUGCGCUACAAUGCCGACGGACAGAUCGUGUACCAUGCCGCAGCCGUUGGCAUCAUCUACGAUCGUCCGACCAACACGCAAAAGCACCAUGUGGGCCACAACGAUGACAUCCUGAGCCUCGCCAUCUCGUCCUCCGGGCGGUUCGUUGCGUCGGGCGAGCGCGGCAAAAAGCCCAGCAUUCGCGUCUGGGAUGCGCGCUCCGGUGCGCUCUUGAGCGAGCUCAAGGGCUUCCACGCCCGCGGCGUCCUUAGCCUCGCGUUCGCACUCGACGAGAAGACGCUUGCGAGCGUCGGCGACGACGACGACCACAGUCUCGCGAUUUGGGAGGACAAGGGCGGCGCGUGGAGCAAAGGAGUUCUCCAAACCUCGACGCGCGGCGACAAGGCGCUCAACGUCUUUGCGCUGGCUGACGCACGCCACGGCCGCUUUGUCACGGGGGGUGUCAAGCACGUUUUGUUUUGGACCGUCCAGGGCAAGACCGCGAGCUGCACCAAGGGCCAGUUUGGGAAGCUCGCGACGAUUCAAACUCUCUGGUGCGCGUGCAGCUUCAAGGACGACGCGACGCUGACGGGCGCGGACAACGGCGACAUGUACCAAUGGUGCGGCAACACCGUCACCAAGAGCGUCAAGGCCCACGACGGCGCGCUCACAGCACUCUACUCGACGUCCAAGCUCGACACCGUCGUCUCGGGUGGGAAGGACGGCAAGGUCUGCGUGUGGAACUCGUCGCUCCAGCAGACGAGCUCGUUCGUGCUCGAGAGCUUGUACCCGGUCUGCGGGCUUCGAGGCAAGACCGUGCGCAGCGUGUGCAUGGACGCAAGCCAAACCAAGAUCCUUCUUGGCACGUGGGGCAGCGAUAUCUUUGAGAUCGACGUGAGCAACGCGACGCUCGUGCUCGGGAAGCCCGUGACCGGCGGCCACUGUAAAGACGAGCUCUGGGGUCUCGCGGUGCACCCGAUCGAGCCCCACACCGUCUGCACCGUGGGCGACGACGCGGUCGCGCGCGUCUACAACUUGAAGCUCAAGACGUCGUGGGUGCUCAUGGAGCUCGACGACAUGGCGCGCGCCGUCGCCUACUCGCCCGACGGCCUGCUGCUUGCGAUCGGAUACGGCGGCGACCUUGGCCGCGGCAAGACCAAAGGCAACAAGCACGGCAUGAUUGGUUUCUACGAAGCGUCGACAACGACGGUCGUGCUGGAAGAUCGCCCGUCCAAAGCGGCGAUCAGCGAGGUCAAGUUUGCAGCGUCCGGGGCUAUCGCGGCGUUUGGGUCGCACGACGACAAGAUCUACAUUUACAGCAUCCAGGGCACUGGCGCGAGUGCGAGCAUCGUCAAGAAGCAGGUGUUUGCCAAGCACAUGAGCUACAUUACGCACUUUGAUUUUUCCCGCGACGGCAAGUACCUCCAGUCCAACUGCGGCGCGUACGAGCUUCUCUUUUGCGAAGUCGAGUCGGGCAAGCAGAUGCGGUCCGCCAAAGCGCUCAAGGAUGUCAUCUGGGACUCGUGGACGUGCACCCUCGGGUGGCCCGUCCAGGGCAUUUGGCCCGAGUGCGCUGACGGCACCGACAUCAACAGCGUCUGCGCGUCCAAGUCGCGCGCCUUCAUUGCCACAGGCGACGACUUUUCCAAACUCAAAGUGUUUCGGUACCCAUGCUUGACCAAAGGCGCCAAGUGGGUCCAAGGCGACGGCCACUGCUCGCACAUCACCUGCGUGCGCUUUACGUGCGAUGACAAGUACAUUGUGUCGGCCGGCGGGAACGACCGCGCCGUGCUGCAGUGGAAGCUGCUGGACCCGUAAGAAGAAGCGUCUAUGAGAGUAUAUUACGGUGGCGAUUAUGACAUUGAUGGGGC